CCAGUCCAGGCCCCGCCCCCGCGGUCCUCUUAACCCCCCGCGGCUCCCGGUGGCGGCGAAGGUGGCCCGGCGGCGCAGGGACGAUGGCGCUGGCGGUGCUGUGCUGCGUGCUGCUGCUCCUGGCGGGAAACUUCGCAGCCUCUGUGGAGAGAGAGCACAGCGGGCCUAGAAGCGCAAACUGUGCUCUGUACCACUUACCAGGGUGUGCCAAAAACCUGGACCCCGUGUGUGGGAGCGACCUGCUCACCUAUCCCAACGAGUGUUACCUGUGCACGAAGAUCUGGAAGGAGGGGCGCGAUAUUAAAGUCAUCCGAGAGGAGCCAUGCUGAAGGCAGCCGAGAUGCCGGGGACGCCGCCCUCCCCCUCCCGCAACGGACCCGCUUCCCGGGCUACCUUGCAGGAAGUUUGUUGGCCCACCUAACAAAGGAGCGGUGUGGAGGACGGUUUAGUAGAAAACCUUGCUUCUUCACUUGUGCCCUUUAGUUCAGGUUGUGCACUGCUUUAUUUAGUUGGAAUAAAAUCAGCAUUGAAUUUG
This is a messenger RNA of Chinchilla lanigera (long-tailed chinchilla), 535 nucleotides long. RefSeq names its product serine peptidase inhibitor, Kazal type 2 (acrosin-trypsin inhibitor) (gene Spink2). Gene Ontology annotation, molecular function: serine-type endopeptidase inhibitor activity; protein binding. Gene Ontology annotation, biological process: negative regulation of serine-type endopeptidase activity; spermatid development. The record is from RefSeq and is a predicted model, not a curated record. The transcript is spliced from 4 exons. NCBI's taxonomy places the organism in Eukaryota, Metazoa, Chordata, Mammalia, Rodentia, Chinchillidae. Bases 84 to 329 code for a protein of 81 amino acids.